AAAUAUCUGCACCCUGUACUGUGCAGCUUACAUAUUUUCCUUCCCUUUAAGGAACAGCAUUAACAAAGUGUUAAUUGCAGGCCAGCUCAUGCUGUGUUGUUUUCAGGCUCAAGCAAAAGACGUUGAAACCAAGAAUUAACCUACUGUUUUCAGAUCAGUAAUUUGUGAAAAAAAGAAAAUUUUACUACAUCACACUGCUGAGAGACCCCGUAUCUCGUUACCUCAGCGAAUGGCGUCACGUCCAACGCGGAGCUACUUGGAAGACCUCCUUGCACAUGUGUGAUGGCCGGACACCAACUCCUGAAGAGCUGCCGUCGUGCUAUGAAGGCACGGACUGGUCCGGCUGUACGCUGCAGGAGUUCAUGGAUUGCCCGUAUAAUUUGGCCAACAACCGCCAAGUGAGGAUGUUGGCUGACUUGAGCUUAGUGGGCUGCUACAACAUGUCUUUCAUCCCAGAGAACAAGCGGGCACAGAUCCUGCUGGAGAGCGCAAAAAAGAACCUCAAAGACAUGGCCUUCUUCGGCCUGACAGAGUUCCAGAGAAAGACUCAGUACCUGUUUGAGAGAACUUUCAACCUGAAAUUCAUCCGGCCCUUUAUGCAGUACAACAGCACCAGGGCGGGAGGGGUGGAGGUGGAUAACGACACCAUCCGCAGGAUUGAGGAGCUCAAUGACUUGGACAUGCAGCUCUAUGACUAUGCAAAGGACCUCUUCCAACAGCGCUACCAGUACAAGCGGCAGCUAGAGAGGAUGGAGCAGAGGAUAAAGAAUCGGGAAGAGAGGCUUCUUCACCGGUCCAAUGAAGCGCUUCCCAAGGAAGAGACCGAGGAGCAAGGACGCUUGCCCACUGAGGACUACAUGAGCCAUAUUAUAGAGAAGUGGUAGACUAGGCAGACUUUUAUAUUAACAAUAUUGUAGGGUUUCCUGAUAAAAGAUCAUGGAAGUAAAAUUACAAAA
Molecule: messenger RNA, 956 nt
Organism: Eurypyga helias (sunbittern)
Lineage: Eukaryota; Metazoa; Chordata; Aves; Eurypygiformes; Eurypygidae
Product: heparan-sulfate 6-O-sulfotransferase 1
Exons: 3
Coding region: 276-884 (202 amino acids)
Cellular component (GO): membrane
Molecular function (GO): heparan sulfate 6-sulfotransferase activity
Source: RefSeq, a predicted model, not a curated record